Necator americanus (New World hookworm) is the source of this 549-nucleotide messenger RNA. RefSeq lists its product as uncharacterized. Bases 1 to 549 code for a protein of 182 amino acids. The transcript has a single exon. The record is from RefSeq and is a predicted model, not a curated record. Lineage: Eukaryota; Metazoa; Nematoda; Chromadorea; Rhabditida; Ancylostomatidae.
AUGGAAUCUUUGGCAAUAAACAAUCGUUUCGUUACGCUGAACUGCAGAACAUUGUCGAGUGAACUCCAACAAACCGCCCUGCUUAGGCUUCUACGAUAUCUCUGUGUGUCCUUUGCUGCACUGCAGGAAACACGCAUGAGAGAUCGUCCCGUCAUCAGCAUCGAAAACUACACCAUAUACUGCGGCGAUGCUGAUGAGAAGGAAGUAGACGGCCCCGCGAUAGCUGUGAGAAACGAUUACAACAAUCUGGUGGAGGAAUUUUUCUCAACAUCGUCUAGAUGGGCCUUUGUACAACUGCGUGAUCGGAGAGGACGAAAACUCUUUAUAGUAAGUGCCUGUGCACCAACGGAAACCCCUGAGACCAACACUAAGGAUGCCUUCUAUGAUGAACUCAAUGCGUUGAUGUCUGAAAAACCAAGCCAGCAGGUGGUCAUUGUCGGAAUCGACGCAAAUGCGAAGAUGAGACUUGAACAACAAUGUACAAGGAGAAUGGUAUUAUGCAGCAGAGCGCACAUCGGACAAUGGCGACCGUCUACUCGACUUAUGUGA